UAUAUGUAUAUCCCCCUAAACCUACUACCACCAUCACCACCAGCACACUGAAUCUCACUAAAGGCAGAAAGAGGAGGAGAGGACUCCAGAUGUUGGGAACGUUUUAGUUUAAUGCAGCACAGGGGGUGUUUCCGGUUUCUGUGUUUACGCGUCCUGGACCCUAAAGACGCAGGAGCGCGAGGACCUGAAGGAUGGCUGCCACUUUAUCAGCAGAGGAAGAGCAGGCCACAAAGCAGUUCCUGGAGGAGAUCAAUAAGUGGACAAGCCAACAUGGAGUCUCUCCUCUCACCUGGGACGUGGCCGUGAAGUUCCUCAUGGCACGAAAGUUUGAUGUCCUUCGGGCCAUAGAGCUCUUCCACAGCUACAGGGAGACGCGUCUGAGGGAGGGCAUCGUCAAGCUACAGCCCCAGGAAGAGCCGCUACGUUCGGAGCUCCUUAGCGGCAAGUUCACUGUCUUGGGAGUACGGGACCCCUCAGGCGCCUCCAUUGCUCUGUACACAGCUAAGCUGCACCACCCAAAUAAAACGGGCAACCAUGUGGUGCUCCAGGCUCUGUUCUACCUGCUGGACAGAGCGGUCGAGAGUUUUGAGACGCAGAGGAACGGCCUUGUCUUCAUCUACGACAUGGCCGGAUCUAACUACACUAACUUCGAGCUGGACCUCAGUAAAAAGAUCCUCAACCUGCUGAAGGGUGCGUUUCCUGCUCGGCUGAAGAAAGUGUUCAUAGUCGGUGCUCCCGUCUGGUUCCGAGUUCCCUACAACCUGCUGAGCCUGCUGCUCAAGGAGAAGCUCCGAGAACGGGUCCAGAUGGUGAAGAUGACCGAUCUACGGCAGCACCUCCCCAGGACCUGCCUGCCCGAGCACCUGGGUGGCUGCCUGCCUCUGGACGUCCACGGCUGGAACCAGCGUCUGCUGGUCGAGCAGAACGGCCGCGUGGAUCCUGUCGAUGAGCUGCUGGGCGUCCCACUGGCAACCUCGGCGGUGCACGUACCAGGCCCAGACGCCAUGCGACUCCCCGAAUUCACAGCUCACCUGGCUCGGGCACAGCGGGGCGGAAUUUACCACGAGUAUGAAGAGCUCCGUAAAGAGCCGCCUUCCGGAACAUUCCACUGUGCUUUGGCUGCUUAUAACCAGGAGAAGAAUCGUUACGGUGAUGUCCUGUGUCUGGAUCAAACACGAGUGCGCUUGAAAUCCAGAAGGAAUGAGAAAUCAGACUACAUCAACGCCAGCUUCAUGGACGGCUACAAACAGAGGAACGCGUACAUCGGAACUCAAGGGCCCCUGGAGAAAACCUAUGACGAUUUUUGGAGAAUGGUGUGGGAGCAAAACGUGCUAGUCAUCGUCAUGACAACAAGGACAGAUGAAGGCGGCAGGAGGAAGUGUGGACAGUACUGGCCUCUGCAGGAAGGAGGACAGGAAGUUUAUGGACACAUAGCUGUGGUCAACCAGAGAGUGGACAACCAUUCCCAUUACAAUCAGACCAUUCUAGAACUGCAUAACACAGAGACAUGUGAGCAGAGGCAGGUGAGCCACUUUCAGUUCCUGAGCUGGCCCGACUACGGCGUUCCCUCCUCGGCACUCUCUCUGCUCGACUUUCUGAGCACGGUGAAGAAGCAGCAGAAGAGGGCAGUGAAGGCUCUGGGCUCACAGUGGAGAGGUCAUCAUCUGGGGCCACCGAUGGUUGUCCACUGCAGCGCAGGGAUCGGCAGGACAGGUACGUUUUGCGCUUUGGACAUCUGUCUGUCCCAGCUGCAGGACGUCGGAACGCUGAACGUGUGCCAGACGGUGAGGCGCAUGAGAACACAGCGCGCCUUCAGCAUCCAGACCCCCGAACAGUAUUAUUUCUGCCACACCGCCAUCCUUGAGCACACCCAGCGACAGGCCACCUCCAGUCAGUGAGGGACGCCGCCCGGCAGUGGCUCGGUUGGUAACAGGAAUUUUUAAAGGUUUGCCACGGACCCCCUCAGCCGCCUUGGUGUCUCCUGACCCUCACUUCAAGCACAGUGAUUUCUGACUCUUGUAAUAUUGCUGAUGUGUUAAAAAAAACAAAACAAAAGUGCCACCAUCAUAACAAUCAUAGCCAAUGCUGUUUUGCCAAAAGGCCUAAAUCUCUGCUGGAUCCAACCCAAGACUCCAUGAGGUCAGGAUCAUUAGUAACGCUGUAUGAAUCCAAGGUGUGGUUUAAAUGUUCAUCAGUUCUCAAGAGGCAGUAGGCUGACUGUUCAAUAACGUUUAGCUUUUUAAACAAAUGAUGUCAAAUAUACGUUUUUAUCCCGUCAUGUUUUAAUUUGCGCUCCGCUGUGCCGCGAUAAUUAAUAAGAAAAAGUAGCUCGCACAAGAAAAUGUGUAAACUCUGUGGACUUUCAUGUCAUUUCAGUUAAGGAACCUGUGCUGACUUAGUCCUGAUGCUUCAGAAGUAUUUUAUUUUUUAUUAUUUUUUCCCACCUUUCCCGACUUCACACUGGACGCAGCAUGUUGGGUCUCCUGUCCUGUUAGUGUCCCCCAGGCUGAAGUCUCAACCUCCAUUUAUUGUAUUUAACAAUAAGACUAUGUAGCACUAUUCACAAAUGAACUGCUUUUCAUGCUAACUAUAUAUACCUUGUAUACCUGGGGAUUGUUUUAGCUUUUAUAUUUAUAUCCUAAACUAGUGUCACUGUACAAUGUCCAUAGGCAGCAAUGGGCCUCAUUUAUCAAGCGUUUAGUAAAGUUGUGUUUCAAUGUUUGUGUUGAGCCAAACUAAAAUUUAAACGGAAUAAAAAUUCUGCCAAAUUUACAAAGGAUUCAGAAACUAGAGUCGAUUCAUCCAGAAUCUUUUUGGUAAAUGUAGCCGAAAGAUUUGAUUCACUGAUUCAUUCAGCGACUCUUGUUGUGUUGUUUUGGUGUUAUCAAACGUGCGUUUCUGUAAAUGUACUUGAAAAAUGGUGUUUAAAACAUUGAACAUUGAUCGUUUCAUUGAUCAGCACCUGGAAAAAAGCAGAGGUCAGGAACUGGAUUAUAGAGAAGGUGAAACUAUAUCUGUUGUACCCAGGUCGCAGGCAAUCUUAAAUUGUUAUCUAGCGAAAUCCCUCACAGAUCAGCGCAUCCUCCCUGAUGAUAAAGCAGGAAGACACACAGGAAGCUGAUCAUUAACACACAAACCAGAUCUCUCCCUCCCUCACUCAGUACUGCCCUUUUAAUAAAGUUUUGCACAGCAUUAAAAUAAAAUAUCUUCUGUAAUCUGCAUAUUAAAGCGCCAUAAUCCAUACAAGUGAUAGGAUCUGAAGCUGAUCAGCUGAGAUUACUUCAGUUCGUUCGUGUCGCGCCUCAUGUUUCCACACCUUCGGUAAGGUGAGACUAGGAUACACUCCAACAAACGAUUUACACACGUCCAGCUUGAUAAAUGAGACCCAGAUGUUUGCUCCAGUGGAUUUAUGGAUGAAAUGAAUUUUGGUUUUUGUUUACUGAAGACUUCCCGGCAAGUCGUCUAAUCCUGACCGGAGUGUGCUUGUUCUCUUAUUGUUCUUUUAUUUCUACAUUUUAUUUCAUUAGUACUGAUGAUGAUGAUGAUGAUGACCUCCCUUACAUGUUUCUUUUUUUUUUCUUUUUUUUUUUAAUGUAAGUUAAUUCAUUUUAUGCCUUCAGUGACCUUCAGAACAAUAUUGGAGCACGAUGCUUAGUUUUGGAUCAACGGUUUUGGACCAAACCAUUCUAGAGCAGGCUGUUGGCUGGAUUUUCUAUACUUUUUUUUUUAUCUACAUGAAGAUUUUGACCUUUGCGGUUUCAGUUUGUAUUAUGACCUUUUCAGACAGACAUUUUCCACCUUUCCUGCUGUAUUCCAUUUCAUUCACUUGGGAUUAUUUCAGCUUCAUUAGAUCCUGAUCCUGAUCUUCUACUGUUUUGGUUGAUGUGCUCAGACCCUAACAUCAGACCCUAAAUAUAGAUACAGACUGCAAAUGAUGGCAUCAGAAAUAAAAAUAAUAUUUAAAAAAACCCACCUCAUUCUGCUGUAGGUCCAAUUAUCCGAACACAUCUGGUGCAGUCCUAAUUAGACUAUGAAUGUGUACAAGGUCUGAUGAUGUGGAAGAAAUGUGGGGGGAAAAAACCCAGUCUGUAACACAGUGUGUGUGUAAAACAGUCUACACCUCUUGGGUCAUUUUUUUUAGAUUCAACAUCCUGGAUAAAGUCUCUGUCUUUUUGUAACUUUUGGAGCUCGACUUUUGGAGUGAAAGUGAAAAUGUGUAGGUUUUUAUGAUGACGGAGGAUGUGAGUACAGAUAAUAUUCGCUGUAUUUCCAUUAUCUGACACCAAGCUGCCUUUUUUGUUUUCUUUUUCUUCUUUAUUACAGUCUGUGGAAAUUUUUUACUUUUCCUUUACAAAUCUUUACAAAAUUCCACUCAGCCACUUGGGAGUUUUUAAUGGGAUCAGACAACCACUGUGUUUCACUCCACCUUAAGCUUCUGCUUUGCUUCUUCAGGCCAGCUGACAAAAAAAAAACGCUUUUGCUGUGGUUUGUAAAUGCUGUUGCUUUUAUUACUGAUGUAAAAGUAUGACUUAGGUCCCACGUCUCUGUAUAAGCGUAAGAAAGCACUUUCAGUCAGGUGUUCACUGUGCAUUCACUGUAUCUGCAGACGUCGUGUAACUUUAGAGGACUGUAACACCACAUAGCUGAUAGAGUGAUUUAUACUGCCGUGUAGCUGUGCAACAAAAAAAAAAAAGACGACCAACGUGCAAGAUUAGACAGUGUUCCCUGUUAGUCACGUGUUUGUGUCGUUCACUGUUCUGAUACAUGUCAGGUUUCAUAAUACGAUGUAGUUUGUUCUUGGGUGUGUAAACCAUUGCUACUCAAUUCAUAUUGAAUUUGCUUGUAGUGAAGCGUCUCGUAUAAACUCACAUGGAUGCGUCGGAAAGGAUAGAAACAAGUUCUUCAAACGACGGACACAAAAAUUAACCUACUUUAUUUUUCUAUUAUACUCAACAAACUACUUCAUUUGCAAAUAGCUACUAUAUAACUAUAUAUAUAUAUAUAUAUAUAUAUAUAUAUAUAUAUAUAUAUAUAUAUAUAUAUAUAUAUAUAUAUAUAUAUAUAUAAAUUUUCCCCUCAUUCUGUAACUUGUCUGUUUGUAUGAUUUUAUGGUCAUGUAAUCGAAGUAUGUAAUCAAUAGUGCCAUGCUGUCUGCUUAUACACAUCGAACACUUGAAUUUAUGAGCAAGUUCUUUUGAUUUGUUGAAGAUUGUGUAAUACGAGGCUGUGCUGAAGUGUGUAGAGUUGAAGUCCUGUAUCCCGACUCUGGGGACAUGUGGACUCAUGUAAAAUACGAAUUCCAAGUUACUGUUUAAAAAAAAAGAAGAGAGAAAUUAAACAGAGAUAUCAUUUCAUCACA
Hemibagrus wyckioides is the source of this 5359-nucleotide messenger RNA. It is a transcript of the gene ptpn9a, whose product is annotated as protein tyrosine phosphatase non-receptor type 9a. The record is from RefSeq and is a predicted model, not a curated record. The coding region runs from base 192 to 1898 and encodes 568 amino acids. Gene Ontology annotation, molecular function: protein tyrosine phosphatase activity. The transcript is spliced from 14 exons. Gene Ontology annotation, biological process: protein dephosphorylation. NCBI's taxonomy places the organism in Eukaryota, Metazoa, Chordata, Actinopteri, Siluriformes, Bagridae.